This is a messenger RNA of Durotheca rogersii, 966 nucleotides long. RefSeq lists its product as uncharacterized. The transcript has a single exon. The record is from RefSeq and is a predicted model, not a curated record. Lineage: Eukaryota; Fungi; Ascomycota; Sordariomycetes; Xylariales; Xylariaceae. The coding region runs from base 370 to 678 and encodes 102 amino acids.
GCACACGGCGAUGAUCACAAUGACAAUGAUAAUGGCGGUGACCGCGAUAGAUUAGGACUCGCCCGCGAAGAACCAAUGUCGCCGCCGCCGUCGUCGUCAUCGUCGUCGUCGCUGUCGUCAUCGUCCUCAGCUGCUUCUCCCUUUUUCCCUUCUCUCCUACCCUCUAUAACCCCAAAACCACCCACACAGCCUGCCCAUCUGCCUGCGCUGUGCACUCUACACUACAACGCUGCACUGCAGUACACUUACACCACACCACACUACAUACACAGCCAUGUAGUCGUCAAGUUAGAUCGGCUCCGCGACUCGGCCCCCGUCGUACGGCCAUAGACGGCCAUAACUCGCCCUUUCGCGCCGAGUCAUACCUGCAUGGCAGUCUCCAUGCGGUAUCCCAUCGUCUCAGCGCUUUGGUUGGCCCACUCCGCAUUGAUCUGGCUGCUUACAUCCUGCCGGAGUCCCUCGCGAUGCCACCCACCUAUCGGCCCGCAAAUGUCGUAUACACUUCUCGGUCGUCCACUGAGAGCCUCCUGUCUAACCCCUACCUCCUCCUCCUCCUCCUCUCGACCUUCACCAAUGCCUCCGCCCGUAUACUGGCCCCUCUCCGUCUCCCUCUUGCUUUCCCCUAGUCCCCUCCAUCCCUCCAUCCACACCACAUAUCAUCCAUAUAUGCCUACAUAGCAUGUCUGCCUAUCCGCGUCUGGAUGGCUUCAUUUCUGAUAGCUGACCCCUAACGCCGACGCUCCUCUACGCGUAGAGCCGGCGCAAACCAUAGAUUGGCCGUUGGCAACAACCCUGCCUUGCUUAGAAGUACUGGCUACGAGGCACGACGAGCAGGCCUACGUCCCCUUCUCCCACCCCUUAUUUAGCCUAUGGCAAGGUCGGCUGCAGCUUGCAGAUUGUCAUAACAUCGGGUUAGACAGAGUCGCCCUCUCGAAGCCUCGUGAUUUCCGGUCGUGUCGUCUGGGG